CGGUCGCACUGCGCUCUUAUGUCGGAUCCAACACGGACUGCCUUUGCCCCUCUCUUCCAGGAAACUACUCCGUGGCGCUUUUCUAAUUGGGUUGAUUAAAACUCUGAAUAAAUUACCGACUGGAGGACCUUUGAAGCUUUUGAAUAGCCGCAAGCGACAACAAAAGAGAACAAUACACAAGGAACCGCGGUGCCCCAGACUCACUGGAGCCACAUGCAACUUGUGAGACGCUCCCAAGACGCAGUGCCUCCUCCGAUGAAUCUCUGAUCGCUGCGUCUUGGGGGAGAAUCGUCAGAACUUUUUUUUUUUCCUCACUCUGUGGACUUUUCUUCGGCUCAGUGUUGCUCCAGCGCUGCCCUAGAUAGAGGAGGCUCUUCCUGGGCAGCUGUGUCCUGCCUCCCUCCUCCUCCUCCAUCUCUGCUUCCUGUCCUUGAACUCACCACCACCACGCCUCUCCUCCUUUUUGCUCUCCUGACGAUCCCUGAUACAGCUUGGGACUUUUAUUGUGCUUCUGUUGGAACUUUUUUUUUUUUUUUUUUUUUUUUUUUUUUUUUUUUUUUUACAUAUUUUGUUUAACUGUUUUCAUUUUUUGGAUUGCCAACACCACAAUCUCAAACACUUAUUUUACCUUUCUCAACUGUAGAUGACGACCCAUACAUUACAGCUUGUCUGGCAUUGAAGACAUUAUCUGAAAGUGCUGUGAAAAUUUAUCCAAAUUUCAAAUUAAAAUUGUAAUACUUAAUUCAGUAAAUAAUAGUUUCAAUGCUAAGUCUAGGAGUGGUCUAAAAGGAGGACAAGACAAGAACUCUGCCAAGACUAAAACCAGGUCUAAACCAGGCCUCAAAGUGGGACUGACCCCAGCCUGAAGGACUUCCCAAAACGAUCUUAAGCACGGCUUCAGUCUCCUUGGUGGUGUGUUAAACCAUGACUUCAAUGUCGAGCCUGUUUUCCUUCACGAGCCCAGCGGUGAAGCGUCUCCUCGGGUGGAAACAGGGGGAUGAGGAGGAGAAGUGGGCGGAAAAAGCUGUGGAUGCUCUGGUGAAGAAGCUAAAGAAAAAGAAAGGAGCGAUGGAGGAUCUGGAGAAGGCUCUGAGCUGCCCUGGACAGCCCAGCAAAUGUGUGACCAUCCCACGAUCAUUGGAUGGACGGCUGCAGGUAUCCCACAGAAAAGGUCUUCCUCAUGUAAUUUACUGCAGAGUCUGGAGGUGGCCCGAUCUUCAGUCUCACCAUGAACUCAAACCUCUGGAGCUGUGUGAGUUUCCCUUUGGCUCCAAACAAAAGGAAGUCUGCAUCAACCCAUACCACUACAAGAGAGUGGAGAGUCCAGUGCUGCCCCCGGUUUUGGUGCCCCGUCACAGCGAGUUUAACCCUCAACACAGUCUCCUGGUUCAGUUCAGAAACCUGACUCAUAACGAACCGCACAUGCCUCUAAACGCCACAUUUCCAGAGUCCUUCCAGCCUCCGCACAGCGCCGGCAGCAGCAACAUCUCCCCCAACUCCCCCUAUGGACCCCCCUCCCCGGCAAGCAGUGGGACGUACCCCAACUCCCCUGCCAGCUCUGGCCCUGCCAGCCCCUUCCAACUGCCAGCGGACACCCCUCCCCCCGCUUACAUGCCUCCUGAUGAACAGUUGGGGCAGGAGACUCAGUCCAUGGAGACCAGCAGCAGCCUGGUGCAGCCCAACAUCGCUAGAGGAGACGUGCAGCCGGUGGAGUACGAGGAACCAUCUCAUUGGUGCUCCAUCAUGUACUACGAGCUGAACAACAGAGUGGGAGAAGCUUACCAUGCUUCCUCCACCUCUGUGCUUGUCGAUGGCUUCACUGACCCCUCCAACAACAAGAACCGCUUCUGUCUGGGGCUUCUGUCCAAUGUCAACCGAAACUCAACCAUUGAGAACACACGCAGACACAUCGGGAAAGGAGUACACUUGUACUAUGUGGGUGGUGAGGUUUACGCAGAGUGCCUCAGUGACACCAGUAUCUUCGUCCAGAGUCGAAACUGUAACUAUCACCACGGCUUCCACCCAACAACAGUCUGCAAGAUCCCCAGCGGCUGCAGCCUCAAGAUCUUCAACAACCAGGAGUUUGCUCAGCUUCUCGCACAAUCUGUGAACCACGGCUUUGAGGCGGUCUACGAACUCACCAAGAUGUGUACUAUACGCAUGAGCUUUGUCAAGGGCUGGGGCGCUGAAUACCAUCGGCAGGAUGUGACUAGCACCCCCUGCUGGAUCGAGGUGCACCUUCACGGGCCUCUGCAGUGGCUCGACAAAGUUCUGACACAGAUGGGCUCUCCUCUCAACCCCAUCUCCUCUGUGUCCUAAUGCACACUGCCCCCUAGCUCUGUCCUAAUGCACAGCACUACAAAGCCCUCUCCUGUUUUAAUUUAAAGUCCUCCCGGACUGAACUGUUUACACAAAUGAGACUUUUGAGAGGAGGACAUCAACAUCAAGUAGAAUGGAACAGAAAACAUGACUAUGAACUUUAAAGCCUGACAACAAUCUUAUUCGUCAAGCGUGAAUUUUAACUUUUUUAUUUUUCCUUCAAAUAAUUUCAUGUGUGUAGUUUUUAUUGAAGCAGGACUUUCACAAAUUGUUAUGUCCACAGUGAAUCCUCUGCUCCUCUGACCCUUGCCUCUGUAUCCUCUGUUCCAUCUGACCCUCUCCUCCUCCCUCACAUCCUCUGUUCUCAUGCAAACUAUUUAUCCACCAAAUCCAUACAUCUAUUUGGUCUUCCUUCAGAUAUAACUACCUUUCUGAGUACAAACAAUUGAACACUGUUACACUUUUCUCACAUGUUUAAACAUACAUUGAUGUUUUAUUGUUGAGAUUUCUGUCUUGUGUAUAACAUUUAUGGGAGACUAUAUUAACUUGUCAUAAACUAACUUUGUUUUGGACUAUUCAUCAUUGCAAUUUAUGUAUAAAAUUUCCCUUUUCAAUAGCUUAUUCCUAAAUUUGGAGAUACAAUUUUAAAAGGAUUUGUGGAGCGUAAGGCAUUAUGUCCAUAAAGUUUGUCAUUAUCACAGUGAAAUAA
Messenger RNA from Periophthalmus magnuspinnatus, 3028 nucleotides. RefSeq names its product SMAD family member 5 (gene smad5). NCBI's taxonomy places the organism in Eukaryota, Metazoa, Chordata, Actinopteri, Gobiiformes, Gobiidae. The transcript is spliced from 8 exons. Gene Ontology annotation, molecular function: I-SMAD binding; DNA-binding transcription factor activity, RNA polymerase II-specific; RNA polymerase II cis-regulatory region sequence-specific DNA binding. Gene Ontology annotation, cellular component: heteromeric SMAD protein complex. Gene Ontology annotation, biological process: regulation of transcription by RNA polymerase II; cell differentiation; transforming growth factor beta receptor signaling pathway. The coding region runs from base 925 to 2319 and encodes 464 amino acids. The record is from RefSeq and is a predicted model, not a curated record.